Molecule: messenger RNA, 2406 nt
Organism: Trichoderma citrinoviride
Lineage: Eukaryota; Fungi; Ascomycota; Sordariomycetes; Hypocreales; Hypocreaceae
Product: intra-golgi transport complex, subunit 4
Exons: 2
Coding region: 1-2406 (801 amino acids)
Source: RefSeq, a predicted model, not a curated record
AUGUCAGCCCCCAACGGCGUGCUCCGCGGCAGCAGCAGCAGCAGCCGAGCUGUAACAGCAGCAGCAGCGGCCGCAUCGCCAGCCCUCCAAAAUGCCACCAACGAGGCCGAGCUGCGCGCAACGCUCGCCGCCCUGCACGAGCGCGAGUCGACGAUAAAAGCGAGGCUCGACGCGCUUCUCGAGUCGCAGAAUGACCUCUCGCGGGACCUGGGCAGGCUGGAUCUGCUGCGGGCGGGCCUGGGCGCGCAGGUGAUUGCGGUGCGGACCAUCAGCAACGACAUGCUCUCGACGGCGGCGGACACGGCAGGGCGGCUCAGCAACAGGGUCAAGGAGCUGGACCUGGAGAAGAGCCGGGUCGAGGCCACGCUGGGCGUCGUGGAGCAGGUGGCCGAGCUCAAGGCGUGCGUCAACGGCGUCGUGGGCUCCAUGGGCGCGCCGCAGGACUGGGAGGCGGCGGCGGGCUACCUGGCGCGGGCGAGCAGGAUCCCCGAGGCCAUUGCCCGGGGCGCCUUUGCGGCCGACAUUGUGCCCAGCGUCGAUGCGCCCUGGAUCACGCUGGAGAAUGCAAGGGAGAGCUUGUGCGGGCUGUUCCUGCGCGAGUUCGACAAGGCGGCAGCGGAGGGCGACGGUGCUAAGGUGACCCGGUUCUUCAAGCUGUUUCCUCUCAUUGGACGGGCGGAUGUGGGAUUGGACGUCUAUGGCAAAUACGUGUGCCAGGGGGUGGCGGGCACGGCGAGGGCCACGCUCAAGGACGGCAUGGCGGGCCAGAACCGCAAAGAGGGCAUCAUCUACGCCAACUCGCUGACGAGGCUCUUCCAGCACAUUGCUCAGAUCGUCGAGGGCCAUGGCGGGCUCGUCGAGCGGCACUACGGCGCCGGCAAGAUGGUCCGCGUUAUUGAGCGCAUCCAGAUGGAGGCGGACGUCCAGGGCGGCAUCAUUCUCGACACGUGGAGCGACGAGCGAGGGGUCGACAAGAAGCUGACGGACGUGAAGAGCUAUCCUUUCUCGUUCUUGGUGCAGAGCUUUCUGCCGCAGCCUCCCCGGGGAGGUAUCCCUAGGAUGAACUCACCCGCGGCGGGUAUGGGCAACAACCCCAGAAACAGUGAAGACGAGGGCGUCAACAUGAAGGAGGUUGAUGGGCUGCUGCAUGAGAUUUCUGUCAUGCUUGCGCAGUGGUCAUUCUACACUCGAUUUAUUUCAGUCAAGUCCAUGGACCCAGCAGUUCAGGAUGCGCCCUUGAGGCUGGCGGAUUUAUUGAUCAAGUCAAAGUUAUAUGGCAAGGUGUCGUCCAAACUCAUAUCGCCUUACAACAUCAUGUCGACAUUCUUCUUCCGUCGAUCCGUUGAAAAGGCGUUCCAGUUGGAUGAGUACCCUAGCGGCUUGUCCUUGAGUCUGAACAAACCCAUCGAAGGCAACACGCCCUACAUAAUACUCGCGGUUGACGAUGUCAUGUACAUUGUCAAUGCCGUACUUCAGAGGUGUCUGUCUACCUCGCAGAAGGAUGUUGUGUCUUCAGUCGUUCCAUCUGUUAGUCGGGUUCUUACCGGUGACUUUGUGGGCAUGAUUCAGCGCAAGAUGCGCGACGAGUCCUACCCCAAGGCAGCUAUACAAGGGGGGUUCCCGCCAGAGGACAAGAUUAUACAGUUCAUCGUUCUCAUCAAUAGCCUGGACAUGGCCAAUGAGUAUCUGACCAGGAUCAUCCAUAGCCGCAUUGGCGCUCCGGAUGGACCAACCCAGCAGAAAGAAGAGAUUGAGUCCCAGCUGAAACAAUCGUUUCCGUUUGAGCGCGACGCGGUGGCCGUCAUGGGCGCCCUGCGCUCACUGGAGACGGCUUUCCUUGGCAAGACGACUGAAUUGCUGAAUGAAGCGAUCCAGGUCUUGUUCAACCAGGUCGUCAAACUACGUCUGCGGCCGGUCCUCAGCGACACAUUCCGCGACGCAGACUAUACACUCACAGAGGAGGAGAUUGCAGAGAUAGCACAGGAAACUGAUGCGGGCGAGGGAGAACUCCUCGACCAGGUAGCGCGGCGCUUCGAACACGGCUGGGAUCAGCUCAUGAAGGCGAUUGGCCGGAUCAUGACGCCGGGCACGUUCAGCAGCCUCAUGGACAUGACUGCGCGCUACCUGUCUCGGAUUCUGGAGAAGAGGAUCCUCGGCUACGGUGGACGAACGAGCGCGUAUGGCGCGAUCCGCAUGGAGAGGGACUUUACCGCCAUCGUGGACGUGGUCUCUCGGGGCAACUACAGCGUGAAGGAGUUGUUUAGCAGGGUCACGCAGCUGCUCAUGGUUGCGAAUAUGGAGGAUGACGAGUGGGAGGAGAUUUGCGCCCAGAACGGAGAGGAUGGGAUUGACUGGGUGCUGACAGAGGAUGAAAAGCGAAGAGCGCGGAGUUUGGUAAGAGGGUGA